Messenger RNA from Chelonoidis abingdonii (Abingdon island giant tortoise), 5087 nucleotides. The record is from RefSeq and is a predicted model, not a curated record. NCBI's taxonomy places the organism in Eukaryota, Metazoa, Chordata, Testudines, Testudinidae.
UGGCGGAGGCUGCCCUGCCCCCAUAGGCGGAGAGGAAGCGGCGAGGAAGGAUGCGCUUGGUGCGGGAGCGGCGGUGACUGCGGGGCCGGGGGCAGCGAGGGGGCUUCGUGCAGGGACAGCGGAGAGCAUCGGUCGGGCAGAGGAGCGAGGGCCAGCGGCACCGGGAUACAGCCCCUCACCCCCGCCAGGGAGGGACACAGGCCUCCCCCACCCCGAUACAGCCCCAGCCGCAACUCGGGGGGCCAGGCCUCUCCCGCCAGGUUACAGACCCCUCAGCCAGAGAGGGAUACAGGCCUCCCCUCCAUACAGCCCCCACCGCCACUGAGGGGAACAGCCCCUCCCCCCUCCAGGGAGGGACACGGGCCUUUCCCUGCACCUUUCUCGGAUACAGCCCCCGCCAGGAAGGGACACAGGCUCCCCCUCUCCCGAUACAGACCCCAUCCUCCCCUGGGGGGAACAGGCCUCCUCUACGCCUCCCUCGAUACAGACCUUCCCGCCACUGAGGGGAACAGGCCUCUCCCUUCAGGGUACAGAUCUCUCAUCCAGGGAGGGACACUGGCCGUUCCCCCCAAGAGGAGGAAAACACUUCCACCUUCUUAUUGCAACCCCCCUUUCUUGACAGGGUCCUUCAACCACAAAAAGCUCUAUAGGACCCCUAUUCCCUCUCCCCACACACACAACUCCAGUGAGGGCACAGGUCUCCUUACGUCACUGACUGCCCCCCCCCCCCGAAAAAAAAAACACCUCAGGGAGAGUCUCGGGACAUAGGACUUCCCCGGGCACCACUAAGAAUAGGCAGGUCCCAACGCCAAGACAGGGGCAUUGGCCUCUGACUUGUUCUCUUCUCUCCCCCUCCCCCAAAAAAGGACCAGGCUUUUAGGUGUCUCCCUGUUCUAAUUUAAUAAUUGCUGUGCACCUGGGGAGGAGUGAACUUUUAAUGACUCUGUAACUGGCUUUCUAGGGCUAAUGGGUUGCUGAGGCUGUAUGUGGGACAGGAGAGGAAGUGUGAGUUGUAGUAGUAUUUUUAGGGAGUACUAGGGGGUAGGUUAUUUUUAGUUGAAUGGAUGGGAAAGGCCUGAUAAAACUGCCUCUGACCAUGACAUGAACUGAGUGAGACAGCCGUACGUAAGAACCAAAUCACCUGAAACGCCUCCAAAGUCACCAUGGCAUCAGAAGAGGCCUCCCUGCGCGCUUUGGAGAGUCUAAUGACAGAGUUUUUCCACAAUUGCACAACAAAUGAACGGAAACGUGAGAUAGAGGAGCUUCUGAAUAACUUUGCCCAGCAGAUAGGCGCCUGGAGAUUCUGCCUCUAUUUCCUGUCAAGCACAAGAAACGACUACGUAAUGAUGUACAGUUUGACAGUGUUUGAGAACUUGAUCAAUAAGAUGUGGCUUGGGGUCCCAUCUCAAGAUAAAAUGGAUAUCCGCAGCUGCCUGCCCAAACUCCUACUAGCUCACCAUAAAACGCUGCCUUAUUUUAUCAGGAACAAGCUCUGCAAAGUCAUUGUGGACAUUGGCCGACAAGACUGGCCUAUGUUCUACCAUGACUUCUUCACAAACAUCUUACAGUUGAUUCAGUCCCCUGUGACCACUCCUCUUGGUCUGAUCAUGCUGAAGACUACAUCGGAAGAGUUGGCGUGCCCCAGGGAGGAUCUUAGCGUGGCACGGAAAGAAGAGUUACGCAAACUGCUCCUGGAUCAGGUACAAACGGUACUUGGGCUUCUCACAGGUAUUUUAGAGAGCAUCUGGGACAAACAUAGUGUUACUGCUGCCACUCCACCACCAUCCCCAUCUUCAGGAGAAAAUGGUGGUGAUCUGUUAAGUAGCCUGUUGCAGAGUCCCAGUGCAGCCAAAUUAUUGAAUCAACCGAUCCCUAUCCUUGAUUCAGAGAGUGAAUAUAUUUGUUCCCUGGCAUUGGAGUGCCUGGCCCACCUCUUCAGCUGGAUCCCUCUGUCUACCAGCAUCACUCCUUCACUCCUCACCACCAUAUUCCACUUUGCCCGCUUUGGCUGUGACACACGAGCCAGGAAGAUGUCCUCUGUCAAUGGCAGCAGCCAGAAUUCUGUCUUGGGUCAGGAGCGUGGUAGGCUUGGGAUCCUGGCUAUGUCUUGCAUAAAUGAACUUAUGUCAAAGAACUGCGUGCCUAUGGAGUUUGAGGAGUAUUUGCUGCGGAUGUUCCAGCAGACAUUCUAUCUCCUGCAGAAGAUUACCAAGGAGAACAAUGCCCACACGGUGAAGAGCCGGCUAGAGGAACUAGAUGAAAGCUACAUUGAGAAGUUUACAGAUUUUCUGCUCUACUUUGUGAGCGUCCACCCUAGAAGGAUUGAAUCAUACUCUCAGUUCCCAGUGGACAUUUGGACCACUCUUCUUGCUAUCUUACAUAAAAUUAUAAAGUCCGUCUACAGACAAAGAAGCAGUACUCACAGGUACGAAGACGCCUUGGUUCUGCUGCUGACAGAGGUUUUGAAUCGAAUACAAUUCAGGUACAACCAGGCACAGUUGGAGGAGCUGGAUGACGAGACUCUAGAUGACGAUCAGCAGACUGAAUGGCAGCGGUACUUACGCCAGAGCCUAGAAGUAGUGGCAAAAGUCAUGGAGCUCCUGCCGACUCAUGCCUUCUCUACACUAUUCCCAGUUCUGCAGGAUAACUUGGAAGUAUACCUGGGACUACAACAGUUUGUGGUCACUUCAGGGACAGGUCAUAGGCUGAAUAUCACUGCAGAGAAUGACUGCCGACGCUUGCACUGCUCCCUACGAGACCUUAGCUCCCUGCUGCAGGCUGUUGGCCGUUUAGCCGAAUACUUUAUUGGGGAUGUUUUUGCUGCCCGGUUCAACGAUGCCCUUACAGUAGUGGAGAGGCUGGUCAAGGUAACACUGUAUGGGUCCCAGAUUAAACUGUACAACAUUGAAACUGCUGUGCCGUCUGUUUUGAAACCUGACCUUACUGAUGUCCACGCUCAGUCACUGGCAGCAUUGCAAGCUUACUCUCAUUGGCUAGCCCAGUUCUACAGUGAAGUUCAUCGGCAGAAUCCAGAGCAGUUCAUCUCUCUAGUCUCCACCGCCCUGGAAGCAAUUACUCCACUCAUCAGCUCCAAGGUGCAAGAGAAGUUGCUGUUGUCUGCGUGCCACUUGCUGGUCUCGUUAGCUACCACAGUGCGGCCAGUGUUCUUGAUUAGAAUCCCAGCAGUACAGAAAGUUUUCAACAGGAUCACAGAUACUUCCGCUCAGCGGCUUCCUGAUAAGGCCCAGGUACUGGUGUGCAGAGCGCUCUCAAAUGUGUUGUUGCUGCCAUGGCCAAAUCUCCCAGAGAGUGAACAGCAGUGGGCAGUUCGCUCAACCAACCAUGCCAGUCUGAUCUCUGCCCUCACAAGGGAAUACCGCCAUCUGAAAUCCAGUGCCAUCCUGCCACAGAGGAAAGUGCGGCUGGAGGACACCAAAGUGAUCAUUCACCAGACACUUAGUGUCUUAGAAGACAUUGUGGAGAGUAUCUCUGGAGAGUCUACCAAGUCUCGGCAGAUCUGUUAUCAGUCACUGCAGGAAUCCGUGCAGGUCUCACUAGCCCUCUUCCCAGCUUUCAUUCAUCAGUCAGAUGUGACAGAUGAGAUGCUGAGCUUCUUCCUCACUCUCUUCCAAGGACUGAGGGUACAGAUGGGAGUACCUUUCACUGAGCAGAUCAUACAGACCUUCCUAAACAUGUUCACCAGAGAGCAGUUAGCAGAGAGCAUCCUCCAUGAGGGCAGCACUGGCUGUCAUGUGGUUGAGAAGUUUCUGAAGAUUCUGCAAGUGGUGGUACAAGAGCCAGGCCAAGUGUUCAAGCCUUUCUUACCCAGCAUCAUCUCGCUGUGCAUGGAACAGGUCUACCCCAUCAUUGCAGAGCGCUCAUCUCCUGAUGUGAAAGCAGAGUUAUUUGAGUUGCUUUUCCGGGUCCUCCAUCACAAUUGGCGGUACUUCUUCAAGUCUACCGUUCUGGCAAGUGUCCAGAGAGGGAUAGCAGAGGAACAGAUGGAGAAUGAAGCACAGUUCAGUGCCAUUAUGCAGGCAUUUGGCCAGUCCUUCCUGCAGCCUGACAUACACCUAUUUAAACAGAAUCUCUUCUACCUGGAGACACUGAAUACCAAGCAGAAGCUGUACCACAAGAAGAUCUUCCGGACAACCAUGCUGUUUCAGUUUGUGAAUGUGCUGCUUCAGGUGUUGGUCCACAAAUCACACGACCUAUUGCAGGAAGAGAUUGGCAUUGCAAUCUACAACAUGGCCUCAGUGGACUUUGAUAGUUUCUACUCAGCCUUUCUUACGGAGUUUUUAGCCAGUUGUGACGGCGUCGACUCCAAUCAGAAAAAUGUACUAGGAAGGAACUUCAAAAUGGACAGGGACCUGCCAUCUUUUACCCAGAACGUUCACAGACUGGUGAAUGACCUGCGCUACUAUAGGCUCUGCAAUGACAGUUUGCCCCCUGGAACUGUGAAGCUAUAGUUUCUGCACUGGACUCAUGUUUUGAUCACUGUAAAGAAUGGAUUUGUACUUCUUUUGUCACCACUUCCUCUCCUCCCUGCUCUCGUCAGUACUGGAGGAUGAUGCAGUGUCUUGCGCAUGGGCACAUGUUCUUGGAUUCACGCACCACCACGCUUCCUUACCCAACUCAGAAACCUCCCCAUUGAGUCAGCAGUACUGCCUGCAAGAAUGCGUCUUAACGCCAACCAUAGGGCAUUCCCACCGUAUGAAAAGUCAUCUUGCUGGAUUCUUGUUUUACUAAUGUAGCACUUUGUUGCGUCCGGAGAUUUCAGUGAGUCGUCCUGACAAAUCUUGUGUGUGUCAAUCAUGAGGCAGAAACGCCAAAGACUACUUCAGACAUUCGCACCUUCGCAUCAUUCCACCUUCCCGCCCCUGCCCUGCUGUUGGAGGAGAAUUGUGAUGUCGGGACUGGUUCGGCACUUGUGUCACUCCCUUUCGUUUUAAAUUGCCUUGAAGCCUCCCUGCUAUUUUCAGGGAUUUAGAAACUUGUGGGUUUUUUUUAAUGUUUUCUCAUCAUUCCAUUGUGAUACUAAAACAACAUGCUUAAUGGAAAUAAAGUGCUUACUUUGUUGUUUUAAA